This is a messenger RNA of Setaria italica (foxtail millet), 1409 nucleotides long. RefSeq names its product polygalacturonase inhibitor 1. The transcript has a single exon. Lineage: Eukaryota; Viridiplantae; Streptophyta; Magnoliopsida; Poales; Poaceae. The coding region runs from base 162 to 1169 and encodes 335 amino acids. The record is from RefSeq and is a predicted model, not a curated record. Gene Ontology annotation, molecular function: protein binding.
GCCGCGUGCUACGAUCUUGGUGCGAAAUCACGCGCCAUGCAUGCUGCUAGCUGCUCCAAUCCAAGCACAGCGCCGCCUCCGCUCGAGCUCUGCUGUAGUGCCAUAUAUCACGCUCGCCACGGGUUGCGCAACGGCGGGCAGAGCGGAUCAAGGCCAAGGCAAUGUCGCCGCGCAUGUCGCUUCCCCUGCUCAUCCUCCUCCUGCUGUCGGGCUACACCGCCCCCUCCCACGCCGUGAUGGCCUGCCACCCCGCCGAUCGCGCGGCGCUGCUGCGGGUCAGGGCGCAGCUGGGCGACCCGGCCCGGCUCUCCGCGUGGCGGCCCUCCGCCGCCAACUGCUGCGCGUGGGACCCCGCCGUGGUCUGCGGUGCGGCGGGCCGCGUCGUGUCGCUGUCCCUCUGCUCCCUCUCCGACGUCUCGGCGCGCGUGCCGCCAGCGCUCGGCGACCUCGCGGCACUCGAGAUCCUCCAGGUCGUCUCCGUCCCGGGCAUGUCGGGCCCCGUCCCGGCGUCCUUCGCCAACCUCACGCGCCUCCGCGACCUCGACAUCAACGGCACCUCCAUCUCCGGUCCCGUCCCGGCCACCCUCCUCGCCGGCGCCGCCAACCUCAGCACGCUCGCCAUCGCCAACAGCAAGCUCGCGGGGCCCAUCCCGGCGUCCCUCGCCGCGCUACCCAACCUCAGGUACCUGGACCUCAGCGGCAACCUGCUCACCGGCGCCAUCCCGCCGGGGCUCCUGCACGGGAGCUUCCGGUUCCUGCUCCUCUCCAACAACCGGCUCACGGGGGAGGUACCCAGCGGCUACGGCGACGGCAUUGACACCAUCGACCUCUCGCGCAACCAGCUCACCGGCGACCCGUCGCCGUUCCUGUCCGGCAUCACGAAGCCGGCGGCCAAGAUCGACCUGUCGUGGAACGGGCUGGAGUUCGACAUGACGGGGGUCAGGUUCCCGCACCACCUCCGGUUCCUGGACCUGAGCCACAACAGGAUCACGGGUAGGGUGGCCAAGUCGCUCAUGGACGUGAGGCUGGAGCACUUCGACGUCAGCUACAACGAACUCUGCGGCGAGAUCCCCGCGGGGAGGUUCAUGUCGGGGCACGGGGCCGAGUGCUACGCGCACAACAAGUGCCUGUGCGGCACGCCGCUGCCUCCCUGCAAUACGAGUAUGUAGGGGUGAUAGUUCGUAGUUCAGCUUUCUGCACGGAUGAUCAUAGUCAUAGCAGUGAUCAUCUACGUCUUUCUCUCUUUUCCUUCGCGACGAAGUGACCGUCGUUAUCUCUGAAUCAUGAAUUCCUAGUUUCCUACAGCGAUCAGUUGGAAAGAUCAUCACGAGCGGCUUGGGGUGUGUGGAGUGGCAUACUACCUUUGGCUGAAAGUGAAAGUGAAACUGCUGUCAGCUAGUACCUCCAGU